UGUUGGCAUACAUACAUACAUAAUUAAUAAAUAAAUACUAGGAAUUUGAAUUUAAAUUAAUUUAAAUUAUAAAUAUAAUAUUAAAAAAUUAAAUUUAAAUUAAAAAAAAAAAUAUCAAAAAAUAAUUACUUUAGUUAAAAGAAAAAUUCAGUGCAUUCUAGUGAUCGAUAUGCGUGUAUUGUGCAGUGUUCUUUGCCUUGCAAUGGCUCUCGUUGGCUUAACAAAUGCUUUUCCUGACGGUGCUCCUGCUGAUACUUGCGUCAAACAGCGUGCCAAUCAACCGAAUCACGGAAAAGCGCGUACUCAGCCAGGUCAUACAAAUCCCUAUGAAGUCGUCGCCAAUUCGGAAACUUUUCAUCCUGGACAAGAGAUUUCAGUUCUAAUUUACCCCGUUGACAAUAAGGCCACUUUCCGCGGAUUCUUUCUGCAAGCGCGUGAUGCCAACUCCAACGAAUGGAGUGGAGAGUGGAUACAAAGUGAAAAUACUAAAACCAUUCCGGAAUGCUCGGCAAUAACACAUUCGGACAAUCGCGACAAGUUGGGGGCGAAACUUAUUUGGAAGGCGCCACAAAAUAAGCGUGGACGUGUCUAUUUUACGGGCACGGUAUUAAAGGAGUAUGGAACUUUCUGGAGUGACGUUAUUGCAAAAGUACAGUCUGCACCAUGAACUUAAGGACACGCUUGCUAUAAGAGCACUUUUUUUCUCGUACCCAGAGAUUCAUUUGUACUUAAAAGAUGUAUUAAAGAGUAAAACUACUUAAAAUAAACAACAAUUGGUUUUGUACCUUACGAUUUUUACACAUCUUGACAAAAGAAAUACAUACAGUUUGUCUCGAAAAUGCUUGGACAUACUAAAAUAUUUGAGUUGUUUGCACUCCUUUAACUAAAAUCUUCUAAUAAACAGAAGGGAUAGCAA
Anastrepha ludens (Mexican fruit fly) is the source of this 916-nucleotide messenger RNA. RefSeq names its product putative defense protein 3. The coding region runs from base 170 to 667 and encodes 165 amino acids. The transcript is spliced from 3 exons. The record is from RefSeq and is a predicted model, not a curated record. Gene Ontology annotation, molecular function: oxidoreductase activity, acting on metal ions. Lineage: Eukaryota; Metazoa; Arthropoda; Insecta; Diptera; Tephritidae.